AUGCUGCAGGUAACUGUGUUUUCAGGGCAAAAUAAGGACAGUAUGCUCUCAUGUUCAAUGAGAGGUGCCCACUUCAGUGUAACAUUAUCCAGUUAUUGGUCUUGUAAAUGUUAACAAAUACCUGCAACCCUCAGUCGAAAAUCACUAUGGGUAGAAAGGGCACAUCAUGCUCUGCUGCCUGCUUUAAAGAUCUGCAGUUACUGAGGAAGAUGGCUUGGCUUUCUGACAUUGGGCAAACAGUGAGCCCCUUGGACUUAAUCCUUCUAAUAUAUCAUGCACUACCAUUCAGAAGUUUGGGGUCACUUAGAAAUGUCCUUGUUUUCGAAAGAAAAGCAUUUUUUUGUCCAUUAAAAGAACAUCAAAUUGAUCAGAAAUACAGUGUAGACAUUGUUACUGGCUAUUGUAGCUGGAAACUGCAGAUUUUUUUGUGGAAUAUCUACAUUUACAUUUUUGUCAUUUAGCAGACGCUGUUAUCCAGAGUGACUUACAGGAGCAAUUAAGGUUAAGUGCCUUGCUCAAGGGCACAUAGACAGAUCUUUCACCUAGUCGGCUCGGGGAUUAGAACCAGCAACCUUUCGGUUACUGGCACAACGCUCUUAACCACUAAGCUACCUGCCGCCCUUACAUAGGCGUACAGAGGCCCAUUAUCAGCAACCAUCAGUCCUGUGUUCCAAUGGCACGUUGUGUUUGCUAAUCCAAGUUUAUCAUUUUAAAAGGCUAAUUGAUCAUUAGGAAACCCUUUUGCAAUUAUGUUAGCACAGCUGAAAACUGUUGUGCUGAUUAAAGAAGCAAUAAAACUGGCCUUCUUGAGACUAGUUGAGUAUCUGGAGCAUCAGCAAUUGUGGGUUCGAUUAAAGGAUCAAAAUGGCCAGAAACAAAUAACUUUCUUCUGAAACUCGUCAGUCUAUUCUUGUUCUGAGAAAUGAAGGCUAUUCCAUGCGAGAAAUUGCCAAGAAACUGAAGAUCUCGUACAACGUUGUGUACUACUGCCUUCACAGAACAGCGCAAACUGGCUCUAACCAGAAUAGAAAGAGGUGUGGGAGGCCCCAGUGCACAACUGAGCAAGAGGACAAAUACAUAAGAGUGUCUAGUUUGAGAAACAGACGCCUCACAGAUCCUCAACUGGCAGUUUCAUUAAAUAGUACCCGCAAAACACCAGUCUCAACAUCAACAGUGAAGAGGUGACUCAGGGAUGCUGACCUUAAAGGCAGAGGAAAUACCUAUUUUAAGAGUCUUUGAAUGAAUAGAUUUUGCAAACCUUCUGUGAAGAUUUGGGGGUGAGGACAACUGAGGAUUGGAGCAAGGAGUAGAGAUGGGAAUAGAGAUGGGACCAGGGACCUCAAAGAUCAGAUAGUUUUCUGAUAAGAUGUAAGGCAUAUAUUUAUUGAGGAGCAACAAUGAGGUGCAAACCUUUUCCAUGGGUUUACGAUUGUGUUAAUCCUCAUCUCAACCCAUCCUGGAUCAAAUAAUCAUCAACUCAACUCAUCAUCAACGCAACUCAACUCCACUCAAAGCAGACAAUCUUGAGAUGAGUAAACCUAUUGGCACAAUGACCUUCAACUGUGAAGGAACAACUGUUUGUGGGGCUAAUCCACAGCACCCGUUAGACAUCAGCUGUCGAGAGAGGCCUGCCAAUCCUGGCACUGUAAUGUCAUCAGAUUGCUUUCCCAUGCUCUGUUUUCACGGUUCCAUGGCAGUCGUGUAAAUAGCUUGGCGUAAUCCCUGCCUUCAUGGGAUUUCUCCACUCAAAUGUGGAUCAGUGCACCACCCUGUCAAAGCCUAGGCCCCAGUGUGUAAUACCUCAUAUGAUCCAGGGGCUCUGAGUACGGGAGGACCACUCCCUCACCAUGCUAAUUAUAGACUCCCAGAGAGGAGAGGGCUAUGGAAAUAAUUUAAUUGCAAAAUAAUAAGUAUUUGAGGUCUUCAUUAUGAAAUGUGCGCUACACCAUCAAUCUUGUCUAGUGUGCAAAGUAGGUUAUAGUAACCCCAGUCAGAUAUUUAGUUUGCUGGCAUGAUCUCAUUAUAUGUGAAAAAGCCAAUAAUAAAUCAUCAAUCUCAGGUGAUCAUGGUACCAAUUGAUGUGUGUUUGUAAAAUCCAGGCCCCCAAGAAAGCAAAGAAGAGAGCAGAGGGAGCCAACUCCAAUGUGUUCUCCAUGUUUGAACAGGCCCAGAUCCAGGAGUUCAAAGAAGUAAGUAGACCAACUUGAUAAAUUGCUUCUCUGAAGCUAGUUACAUUUAUUUUCCAUUGAUUUUGCCAAGUAACACAACCAUAGACACAUGCAGUACACAGUGGUGUGUCCAGAACAUUUUGAAUGGGGUGGCCAAGGUGGGGCACAGACCCAGUUUAGGAGGGCCAUAACAUUUUGAACCUUAAUCAACGCAAGGUGAAUUUUUUCUAUAUAAAUAUGAUGGUUCAACUUAUUAAAUGCUUCAGCUUAGGCUUGGUACAUUUCCCUGUUCAAAUGGGAAGCCAGGCUCCCCCAAAAAAAUGAUUUCUCAUUUGUGUCUAUCCGUGUUUCAUAAUUUUCCUUCAAUUCGCAAGUGGCUGAAUCUACAGUUGAAGUCGGAAGUUUACAUACACUUAGGUUGGAGUCAUUAAAACUCGUUUUUCAACCACUCCACACAUUUCUUGUUAACAAAGUAUAGUUUUGGCAAGUCGGUUAGGACAUCUACUUUGUGCAUGACACAAGUAAUUUUCCAACAAUUGUUUACAGACAUAUUAUUUCACUGUAUCACAAUUCCAGUGGGUCAGAAGUUUACAUACACUAAAUUGACUGUGUCUUUAAACAGCUUGGAAAAUUCCAGAAAAUGAUGUCAUGGCUUUAGAAGCUUCUGGUCGGCUAAUUGACAUCAUUUGAGUCAAUUGGAGGUGGACCUGUGGAUGUAUUUCAAGGCCUACCUUCAAACUCAGUGCCUCUUUGCUUAAUUUCAUGAGAAAAUCAAAAGAAAUCAGACAAGACCUCAGAAGAAAAAUUGUAGACCUCCACAAGUCUGGUUCAUCCUUGGGAGCAAUUUCCAAACGCCUGAAGGUACCACGUUCAUCUGUACAAACAAUAGUACACAAGUAUAAACACCAUGGGACCACGCAGCCAUCAUACCGCUCAGGUAGGAGACGCGUUCUGUCUCCUAGAGAUUAACAUACUUUGGUGCGAAAAGUGCAAAUCAAUCCCAGAACAACAGCAAAGGACCUAGUGAAGAUGCUGGAGGGAACAAGUACAAAAGUAUCUACAGUAAAAACAAGUCCUAUAUCAACAUAACCUGAAAGGCCGCUCAGCAAGGAAGAAACCACUGCUCCAAAACCGCCAUUAAAAAGACAGACUACGGUUUGCAACUGCACAUGGGGACAAAGAUUGUACUUUUUGGAGAAAUGUCCUCUGGUCUGAUGAAACAAAAAUAGAACCAUAAUGACCAUCGUUACGUUUGGAGGAAAAAGGGGGUUGCUUGCAAGCCGAAGAACACCAUCCCAACCGUGAAGCACAGGGGUGGCAGCAUCAUGCUGUGGGGGUGCCUUGGUGCAGGAGGGACUGGUGCACUUCACAAAAUAGAUGGCAUCAUGAGGAAGGAAAAUUAUGUGGAUAUAUUGAAGCAACAUCUCAAGACAUCAGUCAGGAAGUUAAAGCUUGGUCACAAAUGGGUCUUCCAAAUGAACGAUGACCCCAAGCAUACUUCCAAAGUUGUGGCAAAAUGGCUUAAGGACAACAAAGUCAAGGUAUUGGAGUGGCCAUCACAAAGCCCUGACCUCAAUCCUAUAGAAAAUGUGUGGGCAGAACUGAAAAAGCGUGUGCGAGCAAGGAGGCCUACAAACCUGACUCAGUUACACCAGCUCUGUCAGGAGGAAUGGGCCAAAAUUCACCCAACUUAUUGUGGGAAGCUUGUGGAAGGCUACCCGAAAUGUUUGACCCAAGUUAAACAAUUUAAAGGCAAUGCUACCAAAUACUAAUUGAGUGUAUGUAAACAUCUGACCCACUGGGAAUGUGAUGAAAUAAAUAAAAGCUGAAAUAAAUCAUUCUCUCUACUAUUAUUCUGACAUUUCACAUUCAUAAAAAAAAGUGGGGAUCCUAACUGACCUAAGACAGGGAUUUUUUACUAGAAUUAAAUGUCAGGAAUUGUGAAAACUGAGUUUAAAUGUAUUUGGCUAAGGUGUAUGUAAACUUCCGACUUCAACUGUAUUUCACCAGAGAAAGCAUCUGAGCGAGGCAAACAGCGCCCCUCUGUCUUAGUAUCUGUAGCCCAUGUAUCUGAUGCCGUCUGACCAAAAAUAAUAUGACAUGCCAUACUCUUUUUGGCCAGACCGCAUCAGAUACAUGGCCUACACAUACCAAGACAGAGGUGCGCUGUUUCGCUCGCUCUAAUGCUUUCUCCGGUGAGAUUGGUGAGUCUUGCUGUUGGGUGCGGGUCUUGGUCAAAAUGUUCAAUAUAUUCAGAGACGACCUAUCAGAGCUCAGAAUUUCUUACAUAACAGGAGUAUGCAAAUAUGCUCUGAUAAUACAUGUACACCUACUCACCCUGUCAACCCUCAACAGGCUUUCACUAUCAUGGACCAAAACAGAGAUGGUUUCAUUGACAAUAAUGACCUGAGAGACACAUUUGCAGCUUUGGGUAGGUUAAAGGCUCUAUAGUACCCCUGUGGUCACUGCUCUUGUAUGGUGGAUGUGUCAUGUUAACUUUGUCAUCCUUAAUGAAAAUUUAUGAGAUGUUAAAGGAGGCGCCUGGACCCAUUAAUUUCAGUCUUACUGACUAUGUUUGGAGAGAAGCUAAAAGGUGAGGAAAGGGAAAGGAUGGAUCCAGAGGGAGUGUACACACACAAAAAAUAAUUUUGUACAAGAUAAAUUCAUGAAAUUAAGAAAGUGGGAUAUACAGGAUAUAAAUGGGAAUAUUGAAUGUAAGUAUGUGAGAAUGGUCAACCAUUACAAUGCUGAUAUACCAACAUAGAUGUCAUACAAAGGCUUCACUGCUCAUGUGACUGAUUGAAAAGGUGCUUAUAGCCAGAGAUAAAUAGCUGGUUUAGCAUAGCGUGGUCCUCUGUAGCUCAAUUGGUAGAGCAUGGCGCUUGUAACCCCAGGGUAGUGGGUUUGAUCCCCGGGACCACCCAUAUGUAAAAAUGUAUGCACACAUGACUGUAAGUUGCUUUGGAUAAAAGCGUCUGCUAAAUGGCAUAUUAUUAUUAUACUAUAUCUGGCUUCAUGCUGGCAGCAGAUCCUGGCUUUGGCCCAUCUGUCAAACUGAGAUGAUGCAUGGGUCUGUCUGUCUGUCAUCCUUUAGGCGCAGACCCAGAGGUGUAGACAUUGCAGUGAAAUGCUUACUUACAAGCCCAUAACCAACAAUGCAAUUUAAGAAAAGAAAGAGAAAAAAAGCAGCAAUAAAAUAACAGUAGGGAGGUUAUAUACAGGGAGUACCGGUACAGAGUCAAUGUGCGGGGGCACCGGUUAGUCGAGGUAAUAUGUACAUGUGGGUAGAGUUAAAGUGACCAUGCAUAAAUAAUAAACAGAAUAGCAGCAGCGUAAAAGAGGGGGUUGGGGUGGGGUGGGGGGACAAUGCAAACAGUCCCAGUAGCCAUGAUUAGCUGUUCAGGAGUCAAGAAACAUUAAUUAUUAUGUGGGGUAGGGGUUAAUUUAUUUUUUGUUAGGGCAAAUUAAGUCUAAAAUGUCAAAGUGGAAAUUACAAACUUUAGAAGCCUUUUUAAACCUCAAAUACACUAAACGUUUGCAUUUCCUGCUGUGCAAGAAAAUUCUCAGCAACAAAAGAGUAAUCAAAUUAAGAUCCUACAUAUGUAGACUCCUAAUAACUACAACUUCUCUUCACAGUGUAACAGAGAUGUUAACGACCCAGGCUGACAGGUUCUCCCGCGAAGAGGUUAGAACCACCAUCACUGAUAUUUUGUUACAUACUAAGCAAAAACACCUUCAUCAUCUUCUCAAACAGGCUUUGUGAUCCAUCCCCUCAGAUGGAGCAGAUGUUCACCGCCUUCCAUCCAGAUGUGGCUGGACACUUGGACUACAAGAAUCUGUUCUACAUCAUCACACAUGGGGAAGAGAAGGACCAGGAAUAA
Molecule: messenger RNA, 6049 nt
Organism: Coregonus sp. 'balchen'
Lineage: Eukaryota; Metazoa; Chordata; Actinopteri; Salmoniformes; Salmonidae
Source: the annotation of a GenBank genome assembly